AUUAGCUGAAAAAUGGGUUUGCCUCAAGUGUUUGUUUUUCUCGCCUUCUUCGCAGCAACUUUCUUUACAAGACGUUGCGAAGGUCGUGCUCAGGACUACAUCAGCUUUGAGGGCAACAUCGAGCUCUACUCCGGCGCCUAUUACAAGCACAAGCUUCUCAGUAUCGACAUCUACAUGCCAAACCGUUGCUACAACGUCAACUGCACCAACAUCGACAACUUGACUGCAUCAGCGAGGUGGUCUGGACUUCCGACAACAGGGUGGAUGGGGAAAGCGUUUAUCAGCUUCUACGCUGGCACAAACUGCAAAGGAAGCAAGACGUCCUCCCUGCUUCCAUACAACGGUGGGAUCCGAGAGUUCGUUUUUCCAAAAGUAAAAAACAAUAUUUCAUCCUUCAUGGUGCGGUCAGAGUCCAGGAAGCGGCGACAUGGAUUCGCAAAUGUUUGCGGGUGGAAGGGCGCCGACGUUGACGGAGGCUCGGUGUCUGAAGCUGACAAUGACAAAAAAGCCGAGUACAAACCGGUAAACGAGUUUCUUUGCUGUUCGGUUUAAUUUUCUGAAUACAUGUAAAACG
Messenger RNA from Phytophthora infestans T30-4, 574 nucleotides. RefSeq lists its product as uncharacterized. The record is from RefSeq and is a predicted model, not a curated record. NCBI's taxonomy places the organism in Eukaryota, Oomycota, Peronosporomycetes, Peronosporales, Peronosporaceae. The transcript has a single exon. The coding region runs from base 175 to 552 and encodes 125 amino acids.